Messenger RNA from Tricharina praecox, 1482 nucleotides. RefSeq lists its product as uncharacterized. Bases 1 to 1482 code for a protein of 493 amino acids. The record is from RefSeq and is a predicted model, not a curated record. The transcript is spliced from 8 exons. NCBI's taxonomy places the organism in Eukaryota, Fungi, Ascomycota, Pezizomycetes, Pezizales, Pyronemataceae.
AUGCCUUGCGGAAACCAAGCCCCCGUCCCCGCCAGCGCCAUGCCGUGGAUCGUGGGUGGCCACAGCCCGACCACAGCUCACUUCUAUAUCUCGACCGACGAUUUCCGGCGGCUACCACCGGAGGAGCGCGUCCUCUUUCUACUGCACGCGCUGGACCUCCUCGAGUGGCAGCUAAACGCUUUCUACGACGACAUAGCGCGCGCCAACUGGAUCCGACGAGCGAGACACAUCCACGAUUUUUUGGAUCAGCAGGAUAUCGCGUUUGCGCUUUUCAAGCUACCGUUUGCAAACGCGGAUAGGGGGGGUGCCGAGGAUCGCGAAGAUGGGGAUUGGGAGGAUGGGGAUCAAGAGGGGGAGGAUCCGAGCUGUUGUGCUUUGUUGUUGAUAAUUGAUCCGGGCUACCGAGUGCACACGUGUAUCGAGUUGGAAAUCGUCCAAUCUGAAGAUCGGAGGCUAGAGCUGGAGGACUUUCAAAAGCCUGAAGCGGCAUCGGUCUUCAAAAGUGUGAGUCUGCAAGAGCCCAUUCACACUGAGGAUGUGGCUGGCGCCGUAGGAAAACACCCGGCCUCAACUACCUCCUCCUUCUCCUCUUUCACCCACCAACUCAACCAUCCUUCCUCCAUCCACUUCACCAACCACUUCCCUUCCGAUAUCAACUUCACCAACCAAUUCCCUCUCGAUUCGAAUCGUCGCAUCAACAUCCAUCCAACUACAAUCUACAAGAUGACCUCCAUGAACCCACUUCUCUCUUCCGGCCGCACCUCCUGCGAACCCGAGUUUACCUCGCCCAGUCCGGAUCACACCAACAACACCGCCGCCGCCGAGUACAUUCGCUCAACCGCAGACAUCAAGAACCUCUACGCCGUCAUCGUCCGCAACACUAUCGUCGCUGCCGCCGCCUACCGCGCCCGCGCCAUCCUCAACGCCUAUUCACCAGCCACGCCCAAGCGCGCUCACGCCGAACCGGUCUCCGACGCCGCCAUCACCGCCCGGUACUAUUCCGCCGUCACCAGCGUCAACAACGCCAACGCCAUCGUCGCCGCCAACGACGCUAUUGCGGCCGCCUACUAUGUCCCCGCCCCACCCGGCUUCGUUAAUAAGCGCAUCCCCCCCGGCUUCAGCCUCGAGCCUAGCGGAAUCAUGAAGCUCAAGCUGGCGUACAAUAGAUGUCUGCUGGUCUUGGGUUUCAUAUUGUCGUUCUGUAACAACAUCCUCUCGCACAAAAACAACAAUAAGCAACACUCACACUUCGAUCACCUCAACAAUACAACAAACAUCCUGUCGGACGAAAAGACCGCCACCGCCAUCCUGGCCGCCAACCGCGCCGCGGCCGCCAUCUACCACGUCCGCGCUCUGCCCGGCUUCGUUAAUAAGCCCAUCCCGCCGGGCAUCAGCUACGACAAGGAGGCCAUGGAGUACGUCCUGGCCUACAACAGGUGGCAACUGGGUCUGGACCCACUGCCACCUGUUGUGGCCAAGUAG